CAUCUAAAUCCGGAGAGCACACAAAGCCAUCUGUCUGUACCAUAGCACCGUCUCCGAAACCACGGCAGCUCCUGUAGGAUAAAAUUGUGAUAAGGGCUAGGGCAAGGGCCUUAGGCAUAUGGAAGAAUGCUUCAACGCCUACCUCCUGAGAUAAUUCUUCUGAUUUUCCACCACCUCCACCACGAAUUCGAUAGACAAGACCUCAUACGCCUUUGCCAUGUAUCCCGUGUAUUCAGACAACUCGCGCAGCCAAUCUUGUUCAGCAAGUUUGAUGUGGAUAUAGGCCCUGCGGAAUUGUGUGCAAACAACUUCGUGCCUCUUACACUCUUUACGAGAACCGUACUCUCGCGAGGCGACAUCCGAAAAGCCACACGGGAAGUGGUUGUGAGAGAUCUAGAUGACCCGGGUUUAUCAGAUGACGUGAGGGACACUUUGUCUUUACCAAGUGACACCCUCACAAUGCUGGUUAACGAAAUGGAAAGGCUAGGUAUUGACAAGAACGCCUUUCCCAGGUAUUCUACGGAUAUAAAAUCCGGAGAAAUUAAUCCUGUCCUGGUGGUCUUGGCCGCCAACCUGGAAAGACUUGAAACGCUUAAGAUAUCUUAUGUGACAGACCACAUGAACAGCCUGCUGAACAUGUUUGAUACUGGCAUGGCUCAACCUUAUUUCUCCAACCUCACAUCAAUCGAUAUCGAGCUUGUCCGUGUGAAUGAGGAUCCGGCUAUGGAUAUCAUUUACACCGAGACAAUAUUACCCUUGCUGGCUCUCCCGCGUCUACAACACUUUAAAGCAAAUCGUUGCCUUGGUGAUGAUGUAUACCACCCCGAAGAGGGUAUUACCCCAAAUACCAUGAACUUUUCAUCCAUUUCGCUGGUGGAUAGCUGCCUGGACGAUAUGACAUUGGCUGAAAUAACAAUGGCUUCCAAGAGUCUUCAAUCCUUCACGUACGUGGUCGACGUUGAUAUUAUUGAGAAUCUAGAAGACUCAGACCCUACCAACACCGAGGAACUCAUGGAGAGUUUAUGUUGUCAUGAGGAAACUCUAACCGAAGUGCAUAUCGAAAUGAAGGAACGGUCCCGGGCCCGAGGGGGAUCAGGCGAACGCCCCACUACUUUUGAAUCUUUCGCCCCUUUAAGAAACCUUCAUGAGCUAGACAUCGAGCAGGCUGCUAUAACAGAUGCGCCAGAGUUACCCGAGUCAUUGCAAGUGCUGCGGAUCAGGACCUGCACCUGUUCUGUCUUUGACCUGGUAGAAUUCCUCGUCAAAGAAAGAAGGACGCGUCUCCAUAACCUUGUAGAGGUCAAGGUUGCACCACGAUCCAUGCCGUGCACUGCGAUGUUGGGCAUGGAGUCGUCAUUCCUUGAUGUAAGAGUGUUCACAGGGAAGAAGUCCGAAGUGACUGAGUUUAAAGAAGGGGUCAUAAGAAUGGAGGCAAUUGUCCGUGAAGCUGAUUUCAAAUUUUAUGCGGAGUGCAUUUCCUACAAUAUUAUGUUGAGGCGGAUGCGAGAAGGCUUGGAGGGAAAGGAAGAUGCAGAGAGAAUUUCAGGGCGAUAUGAUACUGCAAAGGCGGAAUAAUUUGACAGAAUAUGCGGCCAUCGAGCCCAUCCAGUCAACCAUCUUGGUUAUCCAUUUUCUGCUUAUGACCUUUCCAACUGAGAUUUAUAUUUUUUAUUAUAUAUAGUGACUUCCUUUCUUGAAACUUCACGUUGAGAGUCAAACAUUGUAUGUAUGCAAGAGC
This is a messenger RNA of Aspergillus ruber CBS 135680, 1738 nucleotides long. Its product is annotated as F-box protein. The coding region runs from base 127 to 1575 and encodes 482 amino acids. The transcript has a single exon. Gene Ontology annotation, molecular function: protein binding. The record is from RefSeq and is a predicted model, not a curated record. NCBI's taxonomy places the organism in Eukaryota, Fungi, Ascomycota, Eurotiomycetes, Eurotiales, Aspergillaceae.